UUUAUCAACAAUUAAUAUUUUUAUAUUCUCCACUUAUUACUAAUUAAAUCACUAGUUGAAUUUGAGCACUCGUAGUUCAAAAAUCAAAAUCACUUCAAACUCUGAAAUCGGAAAAUCAAUUCGAAAUCAGCAAAGAUAAGAAGAAAGGUUCACAAAAGUUCAUUAUCUCCUUCAACUCUGAAAGAUGUGUGGAAAAAGAGGCUGAAUCUGAAAAUCAAUUCAACACCGGCAAACUAAAGAAGAGAAUUGCACAAAAAGGGGAAUAGAAGCAUAACCAUGGCGGAGGCCGAAAUCAUAGGGGUGAUACAAGGUCUCGAGAGUUCGCAUGUUACAUGUACAGAUAUCCGCGGGCGCUUGCUUAUCGAGUUCAAAAUUCGAGUGCUGAAAGAGAUGUUGGAUUUCUUGAGAGAAUUUACAAUGGAAAAGAGGAGCAGGCUGAAAUAUUUAAUGGCUGACUUGGCCGAUUUGGCGAAAGAUGUCAAGGACGUGGAAAUUUUUGAUUACCGCUAUUGUCCCGAGUAUGCGAACAUCAAAGAUGAGAUCAAGAUGGCAAAGAUGCGGAUGACAAACUUUGGAGCUGAUGAGAAAAAUGUUGGAGACGAAGAAGAAGCAGAAGAAGAGGAAGUUGUGGUGGGGUUGGAGAAAGACGUGAAGCAGUUGCUUGACAGAGCGAUUUUUAAAAAAUCUGAUGUCUUACAGAUUUUUUGUAUAAAAGGCAUGAUUGGUAUCGGGAAGACAACUCUGGCCAGACAAGUGUACAAGGCCGGGGCUGGCCAGUUCCAGCGUCGUGCCUGGGUAUCCAUUUCUAGUGGCACGAGUAACAAAGAGAUACUUAUGAAACUGAUUCAGCAAAUGGUGGACGGAUAUGAAGGAGAUCCGUCAUUGGAAGAAAUGGACAACCGGAGUCUCCAACGGAUGCUUCGCCAACACCUGCAGGACAUGUCAUAUUUCAUAGUUCUCGACAAUAUGCCGAAAGAAAUGAGUUUGAGGUCCAUCUUGAAAGGUUUUCCAUCUCAAGGCCUUACUGGAAGCAGGUUGCUGUUUACAAGUUGCUAUGAGUUUGGAACAACCGAUGUCAACUAUACUCAUGAGAUGAAAGCUUUGGAUUCUGAUAAGAGCUGGAAAUUGUUUUUGAAAACAAUUGAUAAAUUUACAAGUGCUGAGAAUAAAUUCUCCAAGGAGUUGGAGAGGAAGGGCAGAGAGAUGCUGAAAAAAUGUGGUGGUUUGCCGAUGGCUAUAAUAGAUGUUGCAAAGCAGAAAGCAAAACAAAGACUUUCGGGGAUUGAAUGGGAAGAGCUUUUUGAUUCAAUUGAUUUGAGUGAAUCAGUGAAGUUAUUGGAACCAAUGUAUCAUGAAUUGGAAGAAGAUAUCAAGACGCAGUUCUUGCAUUUGUCCCUUUUUAAGGAAAAUGCAAUAAUUAGACAAGAAAAGUUGGAACAGAUUUGGGCUGCAAAUGGAUUAAAUUUUGUAGAAGUUACAUCGGAUUUUGCUCGUAGAUCGAUUCUUGAAGUCGUGAAGAUGCACUUUCAGAGAAGAAACUGUCGUCUUAAUUCUCUAUUACACAUGUUAUCAGUCAGAAAAGCAGAAGAGGAAAUGGGCUUAGAGAUCUUAAGGGGCAAUGGAAACAGUAGGCCCUCGCAGAAUGCCCGUCAUCGUGUUAUCCAUUGUGGCAGAGACAAGUUUAAUCAUUUCACGAAUGAGGAUAGCAACCAACUUAUUUCUCUCAUCUUCCAUGGAGGUGGUGGCUACUUGGACGACACUAGCUCGUCUUAUUGGGAGAAUUUCAAAUUAAUCAAAAUACUUGACAUGGAAGAUUUUGGGUUGAAGACUUUAUCCGACACAAUCGGUGCAUUGGUUGAGUUAAGAUACUUGGGAUUGAGAAACAAUUACUUACAAGAGAUCCCACACUCGUUGGCGGAUCUGGAAAAGCUUGAGGUUCUUGAUAUAGCUCUGAACUUUAUGGUGGUGGUGCCGGAUAUUAUAUGGCAAAUGAACAACCUUCGUGAUCUCCACAUGUCUAAUGCGAUUUUCCAGAAGCCUUUGAAAGUAGAUGUGAUGCAGAAUCUGGAGACCCUAGAAUACAUCUCGAUUUAUGAUUGGACAUGUGAGGGCCAGGGCUUGAAAACAAUGUAUUCCUUCCAAACGUUGGGCAUUGAAGAAGUUGAUGAAAACUCGGACGUAGGCACACUCUUAGCAACACUAGCUAAGAUUCCGAACCUAAAUUAUCUUUUCUUAAGAGGAUUUCGAUUUAGAAGCAUGCGGUGUUUGGAUGAAAUAGGUGUUUUACAUGGACUGAGGGUACUAAAACUAGAAGGGCGUAUAGGUAGGCUACCAAGUGCAGAUAAUAUACCUUAUGUGAUUACCUACAUAGCAUUGGUAAAUACUUGUCUUGAUGAAGAUCCGAUGCCGAUAUUAGAGAAGCUCAGUUGCCUAAGCCACCUCAAACUGCGAAAUGCAUACACUGGUCGAGAUAUGGUGAUCCAACGGGGCGGAUUUCCCUGGCUGGAAGUGCUUUGCAUGAAUGAAUUGUGGAAUCUUAGAAAGAUACAAGUCGAUGAUGAUGAUGCAAUGUCGCGUGUAAAGGAACUAGAAAUCAAUAGUUGUCCACAUCUGGAGACACUCCCGGAACAAAUUGGGAGGAUGUCUGGACUGAAAAAGUUUAAGAUGGUGACAACCAAACACAUUGCAACAAAGAUCAGAAAUUCAGGUUUGACCUCCGAAAUUUUUGAGGUGGAUAUCUAUCCAUAGUUUGAAGUUGUAGAAGGUGCAAUGUAGACCGAUACGUGUACCUCGACGAGCGGCUGAACUCACCAGCUCGGUCAUUUCUUCACCACCGGCCGUCGCCAGACCUUGUUGCAAACUUCAUCAACCACUGUAUCUUUAUGAUUUUGUCCUUUAUUUUUGGUAUCUAAUUUGUUUGAAUGUAUCGUGUCGAACAUAAUAAUAAGGCUCCGUAUUUUCUUUGUUGGUUUU
This is a messenger RNA of Salvia splendens (bonfire salvia), 2973 nucleotides long. RefSeq names its product probable disease resistance protein At1g58602. The coding region runs from base 277 to 2748 and encodes 823 amino acids. The transcript has 4 exons. Gene Ontology annotation, biological process: defense response to other organism. Gene Ontology annotation, molecular function: protein binding; ADP binding. The record is from RefSeq and is a predicted model, not a curated record. NCBI's taxonomy places the organism in Eukaryota, Viridiplantae, Streptophyta, Magnoliopsida, Lamiales, Lamiaceae.